This is a messenger RNA of Mugil cephalus (flathead mullet), 3621 nucleotides long. RefSeq names its product angiomotin like 2b (gene amotl2b). NCBI's taxonomy places the organism in Eukaryota, Metazoa, Chordata, Actinopteri, Mugiliformes, Mugilidae. The coding region runs from base 267 to 2369 and encodes 700 amino acids. Gene Ontology annotation, biological process: establishment of cell polarity involved in ameboidal cell migration; hippo signaling; angiogenesis. Gene Ontology annotation, cellular component: bicellular tight junction; cytoplasmic vesicle; plasma membrane. The record is from RefSeq and is a predicted model, not a curated record. The transcript is spliced from 11 exons.
CUCCACAAUCAUUUCACAGCAAGAGAGGAGCGCGGCAGCUCGUCCGGGGGGGAAGGACGAUGAGACACGUUUGACUCUAAAAAAGCCCGUCGGAAAUAGUGGAACUACUCUGAAUUUUUUACUUCGACGCCGAGGACAGCGUUUCGUUACGAUGAAAGCGUGAGCUGGUUCAUAGCUGAUUUAUUGAAGUACCUUCACACUGAGGAAAAAAAACAACAAAAAACUCAACUGAUCUCUCUAGAGAAUAACUUCGUUCACAAAGCAGCAUGUCGUCCACUGAAGAGCCGUCUGGCACGGUCCUGCACCGGCUCAUCCAGGAGCAGCUACGCUUUGGAAACCCUACAGACACCCGCACCUUAUUAGCCAUCCAGCAGCAGGCCCUGCGCGGAGGCAGUGGAAGCAACAGUGGGCCCAGCAGUGGAGGCGAGAUGGGCAGGAGCCCGCGGUCUUCUUUGGAGAGCCUCACCCAGGAGGACCCUCUGUUCCCUCAGCUUUCUGCGAGGCAGGAGCCCCAGGGCCAGGAGCACCAGGGAGACUACCUCCACUCGGAGAGUGGCUACCAGCUACACGGGGAGAAGCUGCCGACCUACGAGCAGGCCAAGGCGCAUUCUCAGUAUGCUUCUCACUGGGCGCCCACGGGCCCCAUCAGGCAGCUCCACGAUGGGGACUUGCUGCACGAUGGGGUCUUCCACGAGGAGGCAGAUCUAAUGGAGCAGAAGUGCAGCCACGUGCGGUCGCUCAGCGAGCAUCGCAUGCAGAUAUCCCUGGAGAGGAACGAUGCGGCGGCUAAAGCCGAGGCCAUCAAGAUCACCUCUCACAGCUACCCCGAGCUGCCUUACUACGCUCCGCCAAGCCUCCAAAACACGGGGCCAAGCAUGGACAAACGCAACCCACCCCCAGAGUACUCGGCGCCCAUCCAGAGCCAAGGAUUUAUCCCUCAACAGGUCCAGGAGCCAGUGCAGGCCCAGCAACACAGGUAUGUCCAGUCUGGUCAGCCCGCUGAACUUCCUUGCUACAAUGCAUUAAUGAGCCUGCCACCUGCUGGCUUGGAGGAGCCCAACCAGGUUGAGCUGCUGCUUAUUGAGAACGAGAGGCUGAGGCAAGAGCUGGAAUCGCACAGGGAGAAGACUGGCCGCAUUCAUAAGCUGGAGCAGGAGAUCCAGCGUAUUUCGGAGGCCUAUGAGACGCUGAUGCAGGGCAGCAGUAAGAGAGAAAACUUGGAGCAGACACUGAGGAGGAGGUUGGUGGCCGAGAUCAGGAGGCUGCAGGAUUUCAACAGAGACCUAAGAGAAAACUUGGAAAACGCCAGAACACAUGUUGCAAAAGAAGUGGAGGCCGCCGACCAUAACCAGCACAUCAUGGCAAAGCUCCUCGAACAAAACGAGGAGCAGAACUUCGAGCGGGAGCGCGUGGAGCGGGAGCUGCAGCGGCUGCGAUCCACGGCCGAGGAGCAGGGCCUCCGGGCCAUGCGGCUCGAGGAGGCCCUGGACGCGGCCCGGGGACGGGGCCGCCAGCUCGAGGAGGAGCUGAGGAGGAAGAGGGCUUACGUGGAGAAAGUGGAGAGGCUUCAGAGCGCGCUGGCUCAGCUGCAGUCCACCUGUGAGAAGAGGGAGAGCCUGGAGAUGAAGCUGAGGACGCGGCUAGAGCAGGAGCUGAGGAGUCUGAGGGCGCAACAGAGGCAGUCUCAGCCACCAGGAGUGACCAUGAGCUCUCUCCAAGAGCGCCUACGUGAGCGCGAGGAGCGAAUCCUGGCCCUCGAAGCCGACAUGGUUCGCUGGGAGCAGAAGUACCUGGAGGAGAGCACUAUGAGGCAGUUUGCCAUGGAGGUGGCUGCCACUGCUGCCGCUCAGAGAGACACCACCAUCAUUAACCACUCACCCUGCCACUCCUCUAACAACAGUUUCAAUGAGGACCUGCCCGCUGCUGACUACAGGAAUCAGGAGAUGGAAAACAGGAUCCGCGCUCUGUACGCUCAGAUCUUGGAAAAAGAUGCCGUGAUCAAGAUCCUCAACCAGCGGCUGCACCAGGAUCAGGGCCGGAAGGAUGAGAAAAGCCCCCGAACGAACCUCCUGAACACGGCCGGGUCGCCUCUCCGACCGGCCUCCUCCACUCCCUCCAUCAGCAACACCAUGAGCAACGCUAAGAGCCGAGGUAAGAGCCUUUCGGAUGAUCAGACUUUGCCGAACCAUCAGUUCCCCGCUCAGUCCGAACCUGGGACGCUAGAACGACAGGUGGAGGGGCCCAAGAGCAAAGAGGCAGCCAGCGCAGCUCAGCUCAACAGUGAUAAGGCAGCGCCUAAGAAGUCGCUGCUAAACCCCUUCAGAGGACUGGACGAGCUGGAGUCGGAGGCGGUGGAAAUCUUCAUUUGAGGAACCGACAUGUGGAUUCUGAAUGAGAAAGGAAAACAACGUCUGGGUAUCUGUGCAAGAACUGAGAAUGGAACAAAAUGCAGGAUGCAAGAAUGUCGCAGAAGGCAGGAGGCCAACGACUAAAGGACCGUUUUCACUUUUUAGAGGCAGAGCUGUGCUCCAACUCGCUUCCUCUCACUGGGCUGGUCAGCUGCAGGCAGCUCGCCCAGCAGAGUGAGAAGAGAUGAAUCUUCUGAGGUACUUGGACAGUAUUGUGGAUUGUAAUAGGGCAACAUGUUCUCAUAGAGUGUAUGCCAAAAUAUUUAUAAAGUUAUAAAUGCUGCUUUCCCCCCUUUAUUAUCCCCUUCCCCUGUCCGGUGAACUAAGAAGCUACUUAUUUAUCUUAUCUGGUUUCCACAUUCCCCAAAUAUUAACUUAAGCCUCAUGCUCUUCUAGAUAAAUAUUCAGUAAGAGGUUAUCUAUGUGACCUGCAUUCCCCUCCUCUCCUAAAAAGAAAAAAAAAAAAAAUGUGGAUUUAAUCUGAGUAAUCCCAUUCCCACCAUACAGAUGUUAUCUGUUUGGAAGACUCCCCUUUGUAGUUUAAGCUGAUGAGACGGAAAACACUGAUUUAAAAUGCUCUCGCCUGUUCACGCUUCUUCAGCCCGAGUAGCUGGUUCUGCGAAGGUGUCGAGGUGUGCAUGAGCGGCGGGCAGCGUAAUAUAAUUUAAAAGACUUUUUGGUAUUUUGUGUGCCAAACUGACACAGACCUGGUGUUGUAAGUUUUUUGGGACGGUGUUGAUUUAUUAUUUUUUUUCUUUAUUAUUUUCUGAUGCUUUUUUUUUUUUUUUUUCGCCCCUUCUUUUCAAAGUGUGUUUGCAUGUGUGAUUACAGUAUGCGAGUAAGUGCGUCCUGACGUGGGGAUUCUGCUGGUUGGGUCACCGUCGUUGGGCGAAAAAGUUGUGUGUUUUUGUUUACUGUGAGCUUUGGACUAACAAACAGGUUAAUUAUUGUUAUUGUUGUUAUUAUUAUUAUUAUAUAUUUUCUACAGAUGUUUGUAUUGUUAUUUUAGACACAAUAGUGCUUUGAGCAGGAUGCCAAAGAGUUUAUGUGUGUUUGUCGUAAUUUAUGUGCCGACAAUCGCGGUUUUGUCAAGCUGUACACAACCAACCAAGUGUUGACUUCAAACAGACAUGUCUGUGAACAAUAUGAAGGUUUUUAUGGUUGAAUUCAUGCAACAUUUCAUAAGGCAAUAAAAUAUUCUAAUAUACAUUAA